UGGAGCGUCCAAAGCUGAUUUGAUAGGAUUACUUGGCCGGAAGGUCUAGGGUGGAUGAUUGAGUACUAGCCGAGAUGGCGGCUGCUGCAGCGAUUCGUGGAGUCAGAGGCAAACUGGGCCUUCGUGAAAUUCGUAUCCAUUUGUGCCAGCGCUCGCCCGGCAGCCAGGGCGUCAGGGACUUCAUUGAGAAACGCUAUGUGGAGCUGAAGAAAGCGAAUCCCGACCUGCCCAUCCUAAUCCGCGAGUGCUCCGAUGUGCAGCCCAAGCUCUGGGCCCGCUACGCAUUUGGCCAAGAGAAGAAUGUCUCUCUGAACAACUUCAGUGCUGAUCAGGUAACUAGAGCCCUGGAGAAUGUGCUAAGUAGCAAAGCCUGAAGUCUCCACUGAGGAUUAAAAACAACAGCCCCAGAGUCUGGGCUCUGCUGGACUAAGUACAAUGUGGAGAAAUGUAUUCUGUUCUGUAUAAAGAUUGUGCUGAAAAUGCUGUCUAAAGAUGAUCUGAUUCGCAUCCCACGAACUACCCCUUAUUGUGCAACCAUCUGAGGGAAAGCAGUUGAAUAUAAAAAUAAAACUUAUUUUAUUCUGUCCCAUCAAAA
Capra hircus (goat) is the source of this 595-nucleotide messenger RNA. RefSeq names its product NADH:ubiquinone oxidoreductase subunit A2 (gene NDUFA2). The transcript has 3 exons. The coding region runs from base 75 to 374 and encodes 99 amino acids. NCBI's taxonomy places the organism in Eukaryota, Metazoa, Chordata, Mammalia, Artiodactyla, Bovidae. The record is from RefSeq and is a predicted model, not a curated record.